CAGACAAAUAAAAAUGGCGGAAGAUGGCGAUAUUGAUAUUGAAGGAGAUUUUGAUUUUAAAUUGGAGGUUGCCAACAUCUACGACACUAAUGAACUGCCAUCAAAGAGUGCUAACCUCCUGCCAGAGUACACAAAUCCCGCUUGGAUGCUUGAACAGGGAUGGACAAUGGACAGCUGUAUUGAUGAGAAGUCCAAGGCCACCAUUGAGAAAAUGCUACAGGAGGAGCAAUAUUACUUGAAUGGGAAGGUUGGUACCCGCCAAAGACUAGAUAAGAUUGCCGGCAGUUCCAAGUCGAAACCCAUGUCUCACAAACAGCCAUGGAGUGAAGAGGAGAAACAAGUGUUCCAGUCGGGACUGGAGAUCUUCGGAAGAAGUUGGUCCAAGAUUGCACAGCUUAUACCAUCACGUACAACACUGCAGGUUAAAAACUAUGCCCAACAGUAUUUCAAACAGCAGGCCAAGCGAUCCCCCGGUGUAGUGGAGACUUCUACACAGAGCCAGUUGGAUCCCACCCUACUUCACAACUCAGCACUGGCUCAUGUAUUGGUGUCAGUGACAACCGGUCAGCCGACAGUAACUACGGCCACUGCUAUACGUCCUCAGGUGACCUUGUCAAGGUCACACAUGGUGCCCCACCCCAGACCAACGUGUACAGCCCCUUCCCCCAGCGUUGUAUCAAACCCAUCUUUACCAGUGUGUCCUCCUUGUCCGGUGCCACCCAUUCCAAACACUGCCACUUCCUCUUCACAAGGUCUGGCCUUCAAACCUAUAGACCGAGGUACAUCAUCAACAUCAACGAUGAAAAUCAUUACACAGACAAGUCCUCGUCUUGUUUUACCCAAGAGACCUGCAUCAGCUCCUAAACUGAGUCAGCCAGUCACCAUAAUAACGACUAACUUAGAGUCAAUCAGUGGGGCAGAGACUCCAAAACAGUUUGUUUAUAAUGGAGAAAUCCAGCUCCUGGAGGUAACAAAGCCAGCAAACCAGCUUCAGUUGAGCCCCACCCUGGAGAACAAACUGGCUAGCUCCACAGGGAUCAUUGAAAACCUGGACGGGUUCUGUGCUGUUGCUGAUAUUAUACCAGGGUCGUCGUCUAUGGAAGACACGAGUCAGGAUGACGAGGAGAUAGAUAUUGAUAUAGAAAAUGAUGACGAGAAUGAUGAAAAUCCCAUUCUGAAAAGUAGGUCAGCAUCACCUAAUUCUGUAUAUGAACGACUACUUAAAGCUGCCAAUAUAAGAAACAAAGAUUCUAGUCAAAAGGAGGCUGAGGUGAAGGUCAAGUCAAGCUAUAAGUCGGAGAGUGUGGCAUUGAGUGAAAAUAAACCACCAGUGAAAUCUCCAGUAAAAUGUGAAGUUGUUGAGGAGAGUUGUGAAAUUUCUGAGAUGCCUGUCGUCAGCUCCGAUGUAACAGUGCUAGAGAGUGGACAGACUGGUCAGUUGGAAGUUAAACCCCUGGACGCAGUGGAGAAUACAUCCGUGACCUCAGAAGUCAUCUCAGAGUCGUCCGAGGAUUGGUCAACAGAAAGUAACUAUGGGGAUGAGAAAAAAAUUUCCAACAGCAUUAUUCUAUCUAAUGGAGAAGUUGUCGAGUUCUCUAUCCCAACAGAGGAACAUGUGGUAGAUUAUAAAAGCAUUACAGAUGUGGAGAGAAAAAUUCAUAUUGAGUUCUUUGACGGUCGGCCCUCCAAGACACCAGAAAGAUAUAUGAAGAUCAGAAAUUACAUCCUGGAAUCAUGGAGGAAAUGCCGCCCCAAUUACCUGAACAAGACGUCUGUGCGGCCUGGCCUCAGGAACUGUGGUGACGUCAACUGUAUAGGCAGGAUACACUCUUACUUGGAGUGUACAGGGGCAAUUAAUUUUGGCUGUGACCAGGCAUGUUACAACCAUCCAACAAAGAUUGUUGUUGCAGGGCCAAGGGAGAGGUUUAGCCGAGAGGCUGUAAUACAGGUCAAUCUGUCAAAGUUGGAGGCAAUGAGGCCCCGAAAGCGGAGGAUUCGAGAUGCCUGUGGCCACUGGGUGGACGAGAAGGAAUUGCAGGGCAAAACUAUUGAGCACAAAGAAGGAUGUGAUGAAGGCUAUCCUAAACCAAAAGCCUAUCGGUUUGCCAAGGGUGGAUAUGAUCCCUUCCAAUUAAUACCCUGUGUUCCAUUCUCAGAGGACUUACAGCCUCCUUUUUCUGUGGAAGUUUACAACUUAGCAAUGAUCACCAUGGAUAUGCAUGCCCACGUAUCUAAGACUGAGGUAAUCGGCAUGCUGGGAGGACAGUAUAUGGAGGAACAGGGUAAACUGGUGAUCACCAUGGCAGUGCCAUGUAACAGUAUUAGUACUGGAAUGCAGUGUGAGAUGGAUCCAGUAUCACAGACUCUGGCCAGUGAGGCGAUUUGCCAGAACUACUCUGUUGUGGGAUGGUAUCAUUCUCAUCCAACUUUUGCACCAAACCCGUCCAUUAGAGAUAUAGAAACUCAACUUAAGUUCCAGGAAUGGUUUUCUAAAGGUGGUUCCAAAUUUGUUGGUGUGAUUGUGAGCCCCUACAACAGACAGAACCCCAGUCUGUACUCCGAGUUCCAGUGUUUAACUAUUGGUCAGGAGCGCAGUGAGACAGACCAGUACAACAUCCCCAACAACUUUAGUUAUGACGUGAUAGUGCACCCGGUGCCCGCUAUUGACCUAAAAGCAGAGGCUAGUGAUUUGGCUGAGCGGUAUGCUAGCUAUACCAACAGGGUGGAGCUCCUAGGGGACUACAGGGUGGUUACACAAAUCAGGUGUCUAGAUAAGAUGCUACUGUCUAUAAGUGAGUACAUGGAUAAUAGCCAGGACGAAGUGGAGGACCUGACAUCUGUUGUCCGAGACGUUUUUACCGAGGCGUUUUCAUCCAACCACCCCGAGUCUGUAGAACCUGAUGUUGUGUGUGAGGACUCGGACUAUUUCUGUACAGAGGCAGAUAUGAUGAGCUCUUCUAGUGAUAGUGAAGGACAGUCACAAGACAAGGACCAAUCGGAGUCAAGUUCUCAAAGUAGUGGUAGCCAAUCAAAAAAUGUAUUACAAGAAACUGAUGGUGCUGGUUUAACACAGGAACUAGAACUUUCUAAUUCCACAGGUCCUCAUCUUAUUGGUGUCAGUUGAUGAACACUUUUUAUUAGAAAAUCAUUAAUGCAUGUGUUUUUGAUAUUUUGGGUAUUUAUUGAUCUUUCCAAAUAAGUUGUCAGGACACUAAAUGAGCAAACUGACCAAAGGCUUUCACACGGAAGAAAGAGCUUUUCAGAAACAAGUUGUUAUUUCCACUUGUGGGUUUGUUGUAAUGACAUGAGUAUUGAAAUUGUUGAUGUUGUGGUAUCAUACACUUUCUUGAUCCCUGUGCUUUUAUCCAUACAUAAUUUACAUACAGAUAUGUAUGCCAAAGUUCCUUCAAAUGUGGUUGUAUUAGUGUUUUGUUUUGUUUUGGUGUCACCUGUGAGGUAAAGGUGACAUAAUAAUAGGUAUCACCAUAUCUUGGAUUUUGUGAAAAGUUACAUGGUUUCCAUGUGAUAAUCCAGGAAGGGAUGAUUUAAUAUUCUUCACAAUUUCUACACAUGUCUACAGUAUCAAUUACUUGCUCAAGUACAAUUUGACCAGAAUCUGAAAAUCAACAAGGCCACCAACAGCCAUCAUAGAUUUAGUUAAAAGUCACAAGGUUUCUUUGCAAUAGCUCAUGAAUGAAUGAUUUGACAUUUAUGAAACUUAUGUAUUACUCACUCAAGUUUGAUUUGGAUCUAUUUCGAGUUGGGUCCAAAGUUCAAUCUGACAGCCAGUGGCCAUCUUGAAUUUUGUACAGAUUUGAUUUCAGAUUAUGUCUUUUGAAGAAAUUCUAUUGGAUUUUAAUGAAACUAGCCUGGUGAACAUACUUUACUCACGUUCUUCAAUCAAGUUUUAUGCUCAGCCAAGUUUAUCAAUAUUUCACGAGGCUACUGCAAUCUGGUCGAUAUUGCAUCAGCAAAUAUAACACAUUUCAUUCCUUCAUCAUUGGAUAGUUGUAGUUAGCCAUCAUUCCACAGAAGCUGGGGCAGGCAACACGUCCACAGUAAUAGAACACUUGUUUUAUCAGGGUGAAAUGUGUCAACGAUAUGGAAUACAGCAAAAUAUUAAGAAUGAUUAUAUUUAAGGGUUGUAAUACUCACCAGAGUAUAGUUACUUCUGGUUUAAGUUAUUAUUGUUGAAGUUGUUUUUAAAAUCAUCUAUGCUACCCGAGAAGCAGACAUAGAUUUGGAAAUUUUGAAAAAGGGGCCCAUUCUAGUGAAGGAAGGUUAAACCUUUGUUGGGUACCAUUUUGCUAAAUGAAUUUCCAAGCACAGGUUUGUAUGACAGAAUUGUUUAAUAGGCAUUUCAACAAUUGUUUUUGACUAUAUGAAAUAUUUAUUAAUUGCUAUUUUCCAGUUACCUGGUAAAAAAUCUAAAUAAAAUACA
Messenger RNA from Mizuhopecten yessoensis (Yesso scallop), 4441 nucleotides. RefSeq names its product histone H2A deubiquitinase MYSM1-like. Gene Ontology annotation, cellular component: BRCA1-A complex; BRISC complex. The coding region runs from base 14 to 3124 and encodes 1036 amino acids. Gene Ontology annotation, molecular function: polyubiquitin modification-dependent protein binding; metallopeptidase activity. The transcript has 16 exons. Lineage: Eukaryota; Metazoa; Mollusca; Bivalvia; Pectinida; Pectinidae. Gene Ontology annotation, biological process: double-strand break repair. The record is from RefSeq and is a predicted model, not a curated record.